Strongylocentrotus purpuratus (purple sea urchin) is the source of this 1139-nucleotide messenger RNA. RefSeq names its product glutamic acid-rich protein-like. Lineage: Eukaryota; Metazoa; Echinodermata; Echinoidea; Camarodonta; Strongylocentrotidae. The coding region runs from base 130 to 1098 and encodes 322 amino acids. The record is from RefSeq and is a predicted model, not a curated record. The transcript has a single exon.
UCGAGCGGUGAGGGAGAGCAACCGAAAGAAAUAUCGAGCGGGGAGGAAGAGCAACCGAAAGAAAUAUCGAGCGGUGAGGGAGAGCAACCGAAAGAAAUAUCGAGCGGGGAGGGAGAGCAACCGAAAGAAAUGUCGAGCGGGGAGGGAGAGCAACCGAAAGAAAUAUCGAGCGGGGAGGAAGAGCAACCGAACGAAAUAUCGAGCGGGGAGGGAGAGCAACCGAAAGAAAUAUCGAGCGGGGAGGGAGAGCAACCGAAAGAAAUAUCGAGCGGGGAGGAAGAGCAACCGAAAGAAAUAUCGAGCGGGGAGGGAGAGCAACCGAAAGAAAUAUCGAGCGGGGAGGAAGAGCAACCGAAAGAAAAAUCGAGCGGGGAGGAAGAGCAACCGAACGAAAUAUCGAGCGGGGAGGGAGAAGAACCGAAAGAAAUAUCGAGCGGUGAGGGAGAAGAACCGAAAGAAAUGUCAAGCGGUCAGGUAGAGGAACAACCGAAAGAAAUGUCGAGCGGUGAGGGAUAUCAACCGAAAGAAAUUUCAAGCGGUGAGGGAUAUCAACCGAAAGAAAUAUCGAGCGGGGAGGAAGAGCAACCGAAAGAAAUAUCGAGCGGGGAGGGAGAAGAACCGAAAGAAAUAUCGAGCGGUGAGGGAGAAGAACCGAAAGAAAUGUCAAGCGGUCAGGUAGAGGAACAACCGAAAGAAAUAUCGAGCGGUGAGGGAUAUCAACCGAAAGAAAUGUCAAGCGGUGAGGGAUAUCAACCGAAAGAAAUGUCAAGCGGUGAGGGAGAGCAACCGAAAGAAGUGUCAAGCGGGGAGGGAGAGCAACCGAAAGAAGUGUCAAGCGGUCAGGUAGAGGAACUGAAAGGAAUGUCGAGCGGUGAGCAAGAGGAACCGAAAGAAAUGUCGAGCGGUGAAGAAGAGCAACCGAAAGAGAUGUCGAGUGGUGAGGAAGAGGAACCGAAAGAAAUGUCGAGUGGUGAAAGAAAUGACGAUACCGAUGACGAUACCGAUGAUGAUAAUGAUGAUGACGAUGAUGAUGACGAUGAUGAUGACGAUGACCAUGAUGAUAACGCUGCGGAUGGUGACGGCGACGACGACUAUUGACCUAGCAAACUAGAGUUGUAUUUGUAAAGGUUAAAGUUGAU